AUGAAGCAUAGAGGUGGCUGCCUGGAUGUCCGACUCAAACAGAGAUUGGAAGAGUAUUUGGCUUCAAGCAGUCGUUACGUGGAUCUGAGCGCCAUAGCGCUAGACCUCCAAAAACAAUACAGAUUCGACUAUGGUAGAAGAAACAAGACUGCUUUCCGAAUUCAAGUUGAAAAAGUAUACCAAGCAAUAAAAACGGAGUCCGGGCUGAAUGAUGUGGAAAGCCCCCAACUAACCAAGCGAGCCAAGCACAUCCACAAUGAUUCUGGUGAUGACAGCUGCAGCAGUUUAGAAGAUAUUCUGGAGAAAACGAACACCAGUCACAUGAACAGCUCUCUAACGUCUCUAUACCGGAAAGGAACCUCUGAUUCCAGUCCCUAUUCUACAAUUCAAGAGCUGCCUGAAACAAGUAAAACAUCCUCAGGAGGCUGGUUUAUCGAUCGUGGCAAGGGUUCUGCAAAGACAAAAAUCUUCAUCGACCUCAGUGAAGAUACACCAAAUGAUUCAGUAAAUAAAGAAGUUUCCAUGUUGGAGCCUUCCAAAAAGUCAAAAAGAAAAAAGAGGCCCGUUGAAGAUGCAGAGGAUGCGACAAGCCAGAAAGGUGAUCUCUUGCCAAAAACAACAACAAAGCUGCAGCAUUCCACUUUGAAGUUCGAAGAUGUUGGUGGUCAUGAAGAGACAUUAAGGGAAGUGUGUAAACUACUCAUCCACAUGCGUCACCCAGAGAUAUAUGAACGACUUGGAACAGUUCCUCCAAGGGGUUUUCUCCUCCAUGGACCUCCUGGCUGUGGAAAGACUCUUCUAGCACAAGCUGUGGCAGGGGAACUCGACCUGCCUUUGCUAAAGGUAUCUGCUCCAGAAUUAGUGUCUGGAGUAUCUGGAGAGUCUGAACAGAAGCUCAGGGAGCUGUUUGACCUUGCUGUGAGCUCAGCUCCUUGUAUCCUCUUUAUUGAUGAGAUAGAUGCCAUAACUCCAAAGAGAGAAAUUGCCUCAAAAGACAUGGAAAGGAGGAUUGUAGCACAGCUCCUUACUUGCAUGGAUGACUUGAACAGUCUCACAUCUGCAACACAAGUCCUGGUCAUUGGUGCUACCAAUAGGCCAGACUCCCUUGACCCUGCCCUACGUAGAGCUGGACGUUUUGACAGGGAAAUAUGCCUAGGUAUCCCAGAUGAAACUUCUCGUUUCAGGAUUUUGAAGACUCUGUGUCGUAACCUGAAGAUGCCAGAAGAUUUUGAUUAUAGAAAGCUGGCCCGACUCACUCCAGGAUACGUGGGUGCGGAUCUCAUGGCACUUUGCCGCGAAGCUGCCAUGCAUGCUGUCAACCGGGUUCUGUUGGUAGGGCAUCAACCACAGAAGAGCAAAACCAGCAUCCUCAACAAUGAUUUGCCAAAAGUGCCAUUUGGAAAUGAAAUUGUAACUAACAACGACAUGAGUGAAAACUGCUGCACAGUAUCUCAAAAUGUGGAGAGCGCAACUUCAGAAACAAUGGAUGUUAAUUUGUCUGAGGAUGACCCAGGACAUGAACAUCUGCCGGGUGAUCUGUGGCAUCUUUUGCAAUUGCUCAGGAAUACAAAUACUCUGCAAGAGGAUGAGCUGACGAGCCUUUCUUUCAUCAUGUCCGACUUUGAGGAAUCCCUUUCCAGUGUGCAGCCUUCUGCCAAAAGGGAGGGCUUUGCCACUGUGCCAGAUGUCACCUGGGAUGAUGUGGGAGCCCUUCAUGAAAUAAGAGAGGAACUUGGAAUGGCUAUCAUGGCUCCAAUACAUUCUCCUGAGCAAUUCAGGGCUUUGGGGUUGAGUUCUCCAUCAGGAGUGUUGCUUGCAGGUCCUCCAGGCUGUGGAAAAACCCUUCUUGCUAAGGCAGUAGCCAAUGAAUCAGGUCUCAACUUCAUCUCAGUCAAAGGUCCAGAGCUCCUUAACAUGUAUGUUGGUGAAAGUGAGCGAGCUGUCAGACAAGUCUUCCAAAGGGGCCGCAACUCUGCUCCUUGUGUUAUCUUUUUCGAUGAGAUUGAUGCUUUAUGUCCUCGACGUUCAGGCCAUGAGUCAGGAGCCAGCAUACGUGUGGUUAACCAGUUGUUGACAGAAAUGGAUGGCUUGGAAACUCGGCGACAAGUGUUUAUCAUGGCUGCAACCAACAGACCAGAUAUAAUUGAUCCUGCCAUACUGAGACCAGGUCGGUUAGAUAAAACGUUGUAUGUGGGUAUGCCGCCCCCAGCUGACCGCCAUGCAAUUCUGCUUACCAUUACAAAGAAUGGAACCAAGCCUCCGCUGGAGCAAGACGUUAGUCUGGAAGAGAUUGCAUAUGACGAACGCUGUGAUUGCUUCACCGGUGCUGACCUGACUGCAUUAAUGAGGGAAGCGUCAGUUAAUGCUCUGAAGGCUUACCUGAAAUCCCGGUCUACAGAACCAUCUUAUUCCGGUCACUCAUUUUCCUCCGGAUCUGUUGCUGAUAUCAGAGUGAGCAAAGAAAAUGUGGAAGAUGCUUUCAAGAAAGUGAAACCGUCAGUAUCGAAACAGGACCAGAUGGUGUAUGAGAAGCUUAGAGAGUCCCUGAGCAGAUGA
Molecule: messenger RNA, 2556 nt
Organism: Nerophis lumbriciformis (worm pipefish)
Lineage: Eukaryota; Metazoa; Chordata; Actinopteri; Syngnathiformes; Syngnathidae
Source: RefSeq, a predicted model, not a curated record